GACAUAGACCAGGGCAGUAUUGUCGGGUUAGAAAAGCUGAUAAUCUGUCCAGCUCUAGUGCCUACGCUAUUAAAAAUAUAUUAUGAACAUAUUUAUCAUUAUAAAUAUAAGUCUCAGAACUGGUGCUGGCACAGAAAAGCCUACAGUUAUGUGUAUGUACCUGCGCACAUGUGCACACAGGCAGUGGUUGUAAGGUACACAACUAUGUAGAUCUGCAAAAAGUCCCACCAUUCUCCAGUACAGAAAUACAUAAUUGCAUAAAAAACUUCUGAUAGCAUUACUCACAACAGUAAAAAUGAAGAACCUAAGGGCUUACAAAAGACAUCUUUGCAUAUGCAUAUCUGUGUGGGAAGGCGUGAGUGUGCAUUUGUGUCAGUUUUCAGGCUAGAGUUCAAUGGCAGAUGUCUUUCCCAAUUGUCUCCACCUUAUCGUUUUUGAGAUAGGGUCUCUCACUGAAUCUAGAGUUCUUGGUUUGGUAGAUUAGCUGGCCAGGAAACCCCAGGGAACCUCCUGUUUCUGCCUACCCAGGAAUGGAAAUUCUAUCCCUAUUCUGUGCGUCUGGCUUUUUAUGUAGGUGCUGAGGCUGGAACUCUGGUCUUCAUGGUUGCACAACAAGCAAUUCACUGACUCAGUCAUCCCCCAGCCCUGAAAGCACAGUGUAAAAGCCAGCCUACAAGGACAAUUUAAAAAUAUAGUUUGUUAUAUAUUUAUCAAGCAGACGUUUAACAGAAUGAAUACUUACGUACUUUCUGGUCACAAUGGGUAAGAAUGCAGGUUUGAGCAGGUGUGGUAGCACAUGUACUCCCAGCUCUGGGGACACUAAGGUAGAUAAUUGUAGAGGACAGCCUGGUCUACACAGUGAGUUCAGAGUCCUCCCGGUUUAUACAAGUUGUCCUCAGAAUAAGAGUAAAAGCAGUAUGGUAGAUCUGAGUUUCUAUCCAUGUGACAGAAUGCAUGUUCCCUGGCUACCUGAUUAAUCAGACUGAAUCAAGUAAGAAAACAAAACACAUUCAGAGUACUGACAGCAUAGUUCAGUGAUAGAAGCCUUUUCAAUAUGCACCAGGCACUGGGGCCAUUCCCAACCCAACACACUAUAAUACAACGCAACAGAAUACAACACAGCCAGAUGAAACCAAACCACUCUAAUCCACUGUCUAGACUCAAGUCUCCACUCCUCACUUACUUGCUAGUUUGUGGUGCUGUGGCUGUACCCCUGAAUCCCUCUGUGCCAUAAAGACUCCACUUCAUAAAACUAUUGAGAGGAGUAUAUGAGUCCAAUUCUUAGUUUUGUAUCAGGAAGAAUUAGUAUUUUAUUAGCCAUGAUUAUUAUUAGUGAUAUAUAAAAGGGUAUCUGUGAUGCUUUAAUUGGUACAAUGAUAACACACAAUAAUAUGUAUAAUAAGAUUCCACUGUUUUGGUUAAAAAUCUCUGUACACACAUGCAGGUGAUUUGUACAUGUGGAGACUGGACUUUCUAUAUACAAUAGACUAAGUUGCUAAUUAUUCUUGUCUAAAGGCUAAAAUCUCCUCAGUUGCUGUCCUUAACUCAUAUUUGGUUUUUAUUUGACAUGGCUACGAAAGGUUCCACUUGAAAUUAUGGAAAGACACUUUCCCUAACCAGUCAUUGUGAGACAGAUACAAGGCACUCAAAUCUCUUUGAGCUUCCUUUCAGUAGAGGUUGAAUAAGGUUAAACACUGUGAGGUAAGUACUAGUUCACAAUAGGCCUUUAAUGUAGAUACUCUUUCAUGUCUUUCCCUUUUAAAUGAUCAAAGCUGUCUUGAUUGAGCCACUCACCAUUUGACAGACAACUGUCAGACUCUUCCCAUCGAAAAUGUCAAUCAAGCAGUCCCUUUUAGGGGGCUACAGCAGGAGUGCUGCUAUCAUGGUGGCCUGGCUGCUUUGAACAUUGCAUGGGAACUGAGCAAAUUCAACUGUAGUUUUGAGCACCAUUAUGAUGAUAGCUGCUUAAGAGGUCUCAUUUUUGUCAUGUCUGUCCUAGUCAGCUUGCACCAGCUCUUGGAGACUUCACUGUCAUCAUGAUAAGUCUCAGGGACAUCUUGAUGAUGCUACCUAUCUUGAGUUAUAGUCUGCUUAGGCCAAGGGGAACACGUUCCCUGGUGACUCAGCAAAAAAGUUCUUGAUUGACACACACGAACUAGGUCAUGAUUGCUAAACAGGCAAAGCUCUGACUGAUGGAGCGAGGAGCUGCUCCUACAGAUGCCACACCCCCUUUCUGGCUUUAUAAGCAGCCUGCUUCUUAGUCUCAUGGGGUCAGUUUUGAAGCCUUCUUUUCCAUGUACUAUCUCUGUACUAUCAUACUAGGCUCCAAUAAAAAGUCUCUCUUGAGUGGCCUUUCAUUUGCCCAUACAUAGUCUUUACUAUAGGUAGAGUGGACUAAACUUGUUGCAUGGAGAGAAGAGAGCACUGGGGUGGUGUUCAGCCUCAGCAUGGGUACUAACAGAGGUGGUGGCGACAGCAGCAGCAGCAGCAGCGGAAGUGAGAAAAUAGCCCGAGAGCUUCAGAGAGCAGGCCAUGGCAGGAGACUGUACAGAGAAGAGCCGAAGGUAAGAAACAGUGAAGGGUGGAGUCAGUGAGGUUGAAAGUCCCAUCCAUGCAAGACUUCCAGAGAGCUGGCGGGGGUUCAGAGCCAAGGGUCCUGAUAAUUGAGGUUUGCUGCUGUAACACCAGCUGCUGGGUUCUGUGCCCAGAGUGAUAGCCUCUGUCCGGAGUUCCUAAGGUUCCAAGCCUGGCUGAGCAAUUUUGGAGCAAAAAGCCCCUGACUUUGAGGGCUGUGGCUUGCUUUGACCUGAACCACUUACAUGUACUUAUAUAUACUUACAUAUACUUACAUGUAUAGUGUAAGCCUCUGCCUUUUAAAGCUUAGAGUCAUAUACCUCUAGGCCUGUACACCUCUGACUUAGUAAGCCUCUGCUCAAGAGCUCAGAGAUGCUAACACCAAGGAAACUAUUCUUGCCACUAUUUUUUUUCUGAGAUUUUGUUUUAUGUGUGUGGGUGUUUUGUCUGCACAUGCACGUCUGUUCCCCACACGCAUGCAGUGCCCGCAGAGGUUAGAAGGUGUCAGUCAGAUCUUGUGGAACUUGAGUUACAGAUGGUUAACUGCCAUUUGGACCCUGGGAAGUGAACAAGGGUCUUCUGGGAGAGCAACCAUGCUUCUAACCACUGAGCCAUCUCUCCAGCCUCUAUCCUUGCCAUCUCUGAACACCUAAAUAGAUAAAAAAAAGACCCUUAGCCAGCCUUUCAUGACAUUUAGAGUGUUUUACUAUAGAGUACAGAACUAGGAGAGUUCGUAUGCAUCAAACGGCUGACAAGUUUUGAAUCCUUUCUGAGGAGUAGUGGACAAUGGUACUGGGAGGGGUGGAGAGACAUUUCUGUACUUUAGUAUUGUUUAUAAAUGGUCAUUGCAUUUAUUUUGGAAGAAAUGCCAAACCAAAGAGCAAGAAUGUCCACUAAAAAAGCACUGAGGCUCAGAGCACUAUACAAAUCUAGUCAGUUUCAAGUCCCCAGGAGGGAGAGGGUGGAGUUAGUCUGGAGUUAGUCAAUCUGGAGAGUAGGGUGAGAUUGGGGAUAUGGGAAUGGGGCUGGGGAGAAGGUACAUAUACUAUUAAGUCAUUAACAAAUGGUAAUGUAGUUCUUCCAAUUAAUAGUGAAAGUGUUUGUGGGGGUUGAAAACAUUUACCCAGAACCUGGACUCCACCUGUGUUUGCUUUUCUGUCACUGUGACAAGUUUAUGACCAUUUAAAAUGAGUAAAAAAACAAAACUGUAUUUGGCUCACAGUUUCAGAGGUGUGGUACAUGGUCACUUGGUUCCAUUGCUGUGGACUUGAGGUGGGGCUGGACACGUGGCAGGGUGUGUGUGAUGAAAUAAAGCAGCCCCUCUCACGGCAAACACGAAGCAGACAGCAAUGACAGGAAGAGGCCAUUGCAACACAGUCCCUAAGAACACACCUCCAGUGAUAUACUUCCUUCAGUUAGCCCCACCUCCUGCUUUUCCAUGGGCAAUGGAGCUGUGCAAUCAGUAUUAACCUCUGAUUAGGCCAGACUCUCAGGAUCUAAUUAUUGUCCCAAAGUCCAGCAUUAGGCAAAACAAGCAGCAGGGAAGGAGUGUGUGUGUGUGUGUGUGUGUGUGUGUGUGAGAGAGAGAGAGAGAGAGAGAGAGAGAAAGAGAGAAAGAGAGAGAGAGACCAUAUCCAAGUUUUAUCACUAUGAACCAAACUGAACCUGGGGCUAUACAUGUGUGCAGAACUAGGUCUUGAAGCAUCAACAAAUUCUACAUUUAAUAAUUUUUCUCUUGGGUGUGAGAUGGGUGAGGUAGCUGAACUAGGAGGAAGGACUCUUAUUUUUAUGAUAAUGACAAAGAUAAUGUAACUUUCUUUGUAAAUGUAAAAUUAAUACAGGAAGUAACAUGGUCAGUGUUUGUUGCUAUCUCGUACUUGCCUAAGUUACAUUGGGAGCCGCAUGUAUUCAAAUUUCAAGGCAUUAUCUAGGGCCCUAGGGAUUCCAUUUUGCGGGAAUAUAUGCAACUUCAGUUCAUUUAGGGUCUCGAUUAUUUUCUUUUCCUCUAAAAAUGUCUUUGAUCUGGCACCUAAUUUCUUUCUUUUUUUUUUUUUUUUGGUUGUUCUUAUAGUAACCAUAUAAGCCCUUGAUUUGAAUUCCAUUUUGCAGCUGUACACGACCUCAUGGACCAACGAGAGGCUUAAAGUUAAAAGUUGGGAUUGCCACUAAACUCGGGUUAAGAAGAAGGACUCUAAAGCACGUCUUGGUAGCUCAAAUAUCGUGGUUUCCGGCCCUUCCCUGGCUCGCAGCUCGCUCGGGAGGCUAACGUUAGGGGAGCAUCCCCCAGGGUGAGCCCUCGGUGCAGGUCCCUCUGGGCUUUAACUUCGGGGCUGCUCGGAGGCCCGGCCUGAGUCAGCGCGGCGGCCGAGAAGUUGGGCGCGAGGCGCAGGGCGGGGCUUCCUCCUCUUCCUCCUCCUCCUCCUCCGAUUCGAGCCCCGCUCUACUUUUCCGAGUCCGCGUCUCUUCCUCCGUCCGGGCGCGUGUUCCUCCAGCUCCGACCAGGCGGACGUGACAGCCGCAGACCUUUAACGCCACAGCCCGGGGCGGGGAAGCUCUCCGCGGCAGCCAGGACAGCCCGGCUCCGCUCGGCCGCACGCAGGCUCCUCCGGAGCGGCCGCGCGUCUCCUCGGGCCCGGCCCGUCCUCCACCUCGCUGGGUCGCCGCAGCAUCCCGGGCUAUGGAGACCGGCUCCGACUCAGAUUCUUUAUACAAUUGCAUAUGUACGAGUGGAUGAACAUACCAUUGGUGAUCCAGAGGACUUUUGUCAAGAUUGGAUAAACCAUGUAUCACAUUGAUUGUAGAGAUCAGCUCGAACGGGUCUUUUUACGACUUGGCCAUGCUGAAACAGAUGAACAGUUACAAAAUAUUAUAUCUAAAUUCCUUCCUCCUGUUCUGCUCAAACUGUCCAGCACCCAAGAAGGAGUACGGAAAAAAGUAAUGGAACUGCUGGUCCAUCUGAAUAAACGUAUAAAAAGCCGCCCCAAAAUACAGCUUCCAGUAGAAACACUAUUGGUUCAGUACCAGGACCCUGCUGCAGUUUCCUUUGUCACGAAUUUUACUAUAAUUUAUGUUAAGAUGGGCUAUCCUCGCCUGCCAGUGGAAAAACAAUGUGAGCUGGCCCCUACGCUUCUUACUGCCAUGGAAGGGAAACCUCAGCCACAGCAGGAUAGCUUAAUGCAUCUUUUAAUACCAACUCUUUUUCACAUGAAGUACCCGGCUGAAUCAUCAAAGUCAGCUUCUCCUUUUAAUCUUGCUGAGAAACCAAAGACUGUGCAGCUGCUCUUGGACUUUAUGCUAGAUGUCCUUCUGAUGCCUUACGGAUAUGUGUUAAAUGAAUCCCAGAGUCGCCAAAAUUCAUCAUCAUCAUCACAGGGUUCUUCUUCAAACAGUGGGGGAGGUUCUGGAAUCCCACAGCCUCCCCCAGGAAUGAGCUUUUAUGCAGCUAAACGAGUUAUUGGUGACAACCCGUGGACACCUGAACAGUUGGAACAGUGCAAAUUGGGUAUAGUGAAGUUCAUAGAAGCUGAGCAGGUGCCUGAACUUGAAGCUGUUCUCCACCUGGUGAUUGCUUCUAGUGACACACGCCAUAGUGUCGCGACAGCCGCAGACCUGGAGUUGAAAAGCAAGCAGAGCUUAAUUGACUGGAAUAACCCUGCCAUCAUUAAUAAGAUGUACAAGGUGUACCUUGGGGAUAUACCACUGAAAACAAAAGAGGGAGCAGUUCUAAAGCCGGAGCUGAAAAGAGACCCAGUCAGUACUAGAGUGAAGUUAAAGAUUGUUCCUCAUCUCCUGCGCUCUAGACAAGCUGCUGAAACGUUCCCAGCUAACAUUCAGGUGGUAUAUGAUGGACUUUUUGGUACAAAUACAAACUCAAAGUUAAGAACACUGUCCCUGCAAUUUGUACAUCACAUUUGUUUAACUUGCCCAGAAAUCAAGAUUAAACCACUAGGUCCUAUGCUUUUGAAUGGUCUCACUAAGCUAAUAAAUGAAUAUAAAGAGGACCCUAAACUACUGUCAAUGGCAUAUUCAGCUGUUGGGAAACUCUCCAGUCGAAUGCCCCAUUUAUUCACUAAGGAUAUAGCUCUUGUGCAGCAGCUCUUUGAAGCCCUCUGUAAGGAAGAACCGGAGACUCGGCUUGCUAUUCAGGAAGCGUUAUCUAUGAUGGUUGGAGCUUACAGUACCUUAGAAGGAGCACAGAGAACUUUAAUGGAGGCACUUGUAGCUUCAUACUUAAUAAAGCCUGAAGUUCAAGUUCGGCAAGUUGCAGUGAAAUUUGCCAGCACGGUGUUUCCCUCAGAUCAUAUACCUUCCAGAUACUUGCUCCUACUAGCUGCAGGAGACCCACGAGAAGAAGUCCAUGGUGAAGCACAGCGCGUAUUACGAUGUCUUCCUGGUAGAAAUAAAAAGGAAAGUGCUUCUAAGCAGAUGCCAUCUUUUCCAGAAAUGGUAUAUUACAUUCAAGAAAAGGCUUCCCAUCGAAUGAAAACUCCAGUCAAAUAUAUGACCGGAACCACAGUCCUUCCAUUUAAUCCAGCAGCAUUUGGAGAGAUAGUUCUGUACUUGCGCAUGUGCCUGGCUCAUAGUGCAGGGGUGGUACCCACUUCCCAGAGUUUGGCUGAUAUGCAAGAUCAUGCUCCGGCUAUUGGACGGUACAUACGGGCUUUGAUGUCAAGCAGCCAGGCGACAGCUUCAUCUUCUAAUAAGAGUGGAGAAACCAACCCUGUUCAGAUCUACACUGGCCUGCUUCAACAGCUGCUAGCGGGGGUUGGAGGUUUGCCAGUCAUGUACUGUCUAUUGGAAGCUGUGUCAGUGUAUCCAGAAAAAUUGGCUACCAAAUUUGUAGACAAAACAGAAUGGAUCAAGAGUCUGAUGAGUAGCAGUAAAGAAGAAAUGCGUGAAUUGGCGGCUUUGUUUUAUUCUGUGGUUGUGUCUACAGUGUCCGGAAUUGAGUUAAAGUCAAUGAUAGAACAGCUGAUAAAGGCCACAAAAGACAAUCAUAGCCCUGAGGUUCAACAUGGAUCGUUGCUUGCCUUGGGAUUCACUGUUGGAAGAUACUUGGCUAAGAAGAGAGUGAGGAUGGCCGAGCAGCAUGACCUAGAGACAGAUGCUGACCUCUUGCCUGAGCAAGAGGAGAUCAUUCGGAGUGCUACAGAAACAAUAGGUUCAUUUUUAGACAGUACAUCACCUCUGUUAGCAAUUGCUGCCUGUACAGCCUUGGGUGAAAUCGGCAGAAAUGGUCCUCUUCCGAUCCCCAGUGAAGGGUCUGGAUUUACUAAACUGCACCUCGUAGAAAGCUUACUCAAUAGAAUUCCGUCUAGUAAAGAAACAAACAAGAUGAAAGAACGAGCAAUCCAAACACUGGGCUAUUUUCCUGUUGGAGAUGGGGUUUUUCCCCACCAGAAACUCCUUUUGCAAGGUCUGAUGGAUUCUGUGGAGGCCAAGCAGAUUGAGCUUCAGUUCACUAUUGGUGAAGCCAUUACCAGUGCUGCAAUAGGAACUAACUCUGUGGCUGCCCGAGAUGCCUGGCUGGUGACUGAAGAAGAAUAUAUACCUCCUGCUGGUGCCAAAGUGAAUGAUGUUGUCCCAUGGGUUUUAGAUGUUAUUUUAAAUAAACAUAUCAUCAGCCCCAACCCACAUGUCAGGCAAGCAGCCUGCAUCUGGCUUCUUUCUCUUGUGAGAAAACUAAGUACCCACAGAGAAGUGAAGUCCCAUCUUAAAGAAAUUCAGAGCGCAUUUGUUUCAGUUCUGUCAGAAAAUGAUGAACUCAGCCAAGAUGUUGCCUCAAAGGGGCUUGGGUUGGUUUAUGAGCUGGGCAAUGAACAAGAUCAACAAGAAUUGGUGUCUACACUUGUAGAAACACUUAUGACUGGCAAAAGAGUCAAACAUGAAGUUUCUGGAGAGACAGUGGUAUUUCAAGGGGGUGGCCUUGGCAAAACACCUGAUGGUCAGGGCCUUUCUACUUACAAGGAGCUUUGCUCUCUGGCAAGUGAUCUCAGUCAGCCAGAUCUGGUAUAUAAAUUUAUGAAUCUGGCAAAUCAUCAUGCAAUGUGGAACUCCAGGAAGGGUGCUGCUUUUGGUUUUAAUGUAAUUGCUACCAGAGCUGGAGAACAACUGGCUCCUUUUCUGCCUCAACUAGUUCCUCGCCUUUAUCGAUACCAGUUUGAUCCCAACCUUGGAAUUCGACAAGCUAUGACAAGCAUUUGGAAUGCAUUGGUCACUGACAAGUCAAUGGUGGAUAAAUAUUUGAAGGAAAUUCUUCAAGAUUUGAUUAAAAACCUUACCAGCAACAUGUGGAGAGUUCGAGAAUCCAGCUGUUUAGCUCUGAAUGAUUUAUUGAGAGGAAGACCUUUAGAUGACGUCAUUGACAAACUUCCAGAAAUGUGGGAAACACUUUUUAGAGUACAAGAUGAUAUUAAGGAGUCUGUACGGAAGGCAGCAGAACUGGCUCUGAAAACUCUGAGCAAGGUUUGUGUGAAAAUGUGUGACCCUGCCAAAGGAGCAGCUGGCCAGAGAACCAUUGCUGUCCUCCUGCCCUGCCUUCUGGACAAAGGAAUGAUGAGUCCUGUGACGGAAGUCCGAGCCCUCAGCAUUAACACUCUUGUGAAGAUCAGCAAAAGUGCAGGAGCCAUGUUGAAACCACACGCACCCAAACUCAUACCAGCACUCUUAGAGUCCUUAAGUGUGUUGGAGCCUCAAGUUCUCAAUUAUUUGAGUCUCCGGGCUACAGAACAAGAAAAGGAUGUAAUGGACAGUGCUCGACUCAGUGCUGCCAAAUCCUCUCCCAUGAUGGAGACAAUCAACAUGUGCCUGCAAUAUCUUGAUGUUUCGGUGCUAGGUGAACUAGUUCCUAGGCUAUGUGAGCUGAUCAGAAGUGGUGUAGGUCUUGGGACUAAGGGGGGCUGUGCCAGUGUCAUCGUGUCUUUAACUACUCAGUGUCCCCAGGACCUGACACCUUACUCAGGUAAACUUAUGAGUGCUUUGCUUAGUGGUCUGACAGAUCGGAACAGUGUAAUUCAGAAAUCCUGUGCAUUUGCCAUGGGCCAUUUAGUUCGGACUUCACGGGAUAGCAGCACUGAGAAACUGCUACAGAAGCUCAAUGGCUGGUACAUGGAGAAAGAUGAACCUGUCUAUAAGACGUCUUGUGCUUUGACAAUUCAUGCAAUUGGAAGAUACAGCCCAGAUGUAUUGAAGAACCAUGCUAAAGAAGUUCUGCCCUUAGCAUUUCUAGGCAUGCAUGAAAUUGCUGAUGAGGAGAAAUCUGAAAAAGAAGAGUGUAAUAUGUGGACUGAAGUGUGGCAGGAAAAUGUACCUGGCUCCUUUGGAGGUAUUCGAUUGUACCUGCAGGAAUUGAUUACUAUUACCCAGAAGGCUUUACAAUCACAAUCUUGGAAAAUGAAAGCCCAGGGUGCAAUUGCUAUGGCAUCAAUUUCAAAACAAACAAGCUCUCUUGUACCUCCUUACCUGGGGAUGAUCCUGAGUGCAUUGAUGCAAGGCCUGGCUGGAAGAACAUGGGCAGGAAAGGAAGAACUAUUGAAAGCCAUUGCCUGUGUAGUGACGGCUUGCAGUACAGAGUUGGAAAAGUCUGUGCCCAAUCAACCCACCACAAAUGAAAUUCUUCAGGCUGUCUUGAAGGAGUGUUGCAAAGAGAAUCUCAAAUAUAAGAUUGUUGCAAUCAGCUGUGCAGCUGAUGUUUUGAAAGCCACCAAAGAAGACAGAUUCCAGGAGUUUUCUGACAUUGUCAUACCCCUCAUCAAGAAGAACUCACUUGAAAGUAUGGGAGUCCGUACCACCAAAGCUGAAGAUGAAAAUGAGAAGGAAAGAGAGCUGCAGCUGGAGUCUCUACUGGGCGCCUUUGAGAGCCUGGGCAAAGCAUGGCCCAGGAACCCAGACACCCAACGUUGUUAUCGGCAGGAGCUGUGCAAACUGAUGUGUGAGCGGCUAAGACUCAGCACGUGGAAAGUGCAGCUAGGUGUCCUCCAGUCAAUGAACGCCUUUUUCCAGGGGUUAAUGCUUCUGGAAGAGGAACACGCAGAUCCUGAAGCUCUGGCUGAGAUUCUUCUCGAAACAUGCAAAUCAAUUACUUACUCUUUAGAAAAUAAGACCUACUCAUCUGUGAGAACAGAAGCUUUAUCUGUGGUAGAAUUACUGCUUAAAAAACUUGAAGAAGCUAAACAAUGGGAAAGUUUGACAGCAGAAUGCAGAGGACUUCUGAUUGAGUCUUUAGCUACUAUGGAGACAGACAACAGACCAGAGCUGCAGGAGAAAGCCUCAGUAUUGAAGAAAACACUUGAAAGUCUGGAAUGAAUGAGAAGGGGAAGAAACAAACAAGUGCCAUGUUCUUUUGGGAUUGGAAAUGGUGGUAUUUAAAAAAAAAAAAACCAAGUGGGGGAAAGUAAAGGUUACUCUGUAGCAUGCAUCAUUCCGUGGCUGAAAUAAAAAGAAAAAAAGCCUUAAAUUUUGCUCCUUAUUAGCUUUAUUUUACUUGUCUUUAAAGUCUGUGGGUAAGCGAGCUUAUUAACUUGGGUUUUUGAUAUGUCUGGCAACCAUCAUUGCUAAAAGAACUGAAACUACUAUAAAUGAAAUACAGGACAAACAGGAUUAACAUCUUAGAACUACAUCCAUGUUAAAAUCCGUGUAGUCAGGGAUCCUGUAAGUCACUCCCUAUGAAGCAGGAUUGGGGAUGACAAAGCAGCUUUCUGAGGCCAGGAGCCAAGGCCACAGACCCAAAGUUUAAUAUCCUGUCUUGGAUAUUUUCUCAACCUGUUACCAAACCAGUGUUUACUCUGCCCCUAUCCUAGAAACUCCCAAAGUGAGGUACAUUUAGGGAGUCAUACAAUACUUCCUAUACUAGAGCUAAACUGACCCUAAUCACUGGAUUCUUGAAGUCACAUGCUCUGCAUUUCUCGUGCAUAUAGGUGGUCAAUUUUUAGGAAAUGGUUGUUCAGGAUGUUUAUAGGUUGAGAAUAAUUUGAGUUCCAUAAAAUUUUGACAGAUGUCCUUUUACUGGAAGAUGAAAAUAGAUUGGAGCAAGAUUAGAGCAAGUCUGUCUGUAUUUGUGAUCAUGUAUUUUUCCAAAAUCUAAAACAGCAGUAAAAAUUAGAGAUUACCUUGAUUUAGACCACUUAAAAAUCUUAAAACUGUAACAGUAACUUAACAUUUUCUACUCCUAACUGUCAUGCAUACAGUGUGACUUGGAAGGACAGAUGGAAAGUCUUUUAGAUAACUGAGAAUUUCUGUUUUUUAAGUGCCCGCUCUCAAAUUAGCAUGAUACCACUUCAAGUAAACUGUUGUUGCCAGGGUCUUUUUCCUGCUUUCUGCUGCUCCUGUACCUGCUGAAGGGUGCAGGGUUGGUUUAACUUAGGUGUCUAUAGUAAGCUAAAAACUCUAGCUUGUCUUUUUGGAGCACAAGACUGAUUUAUAUAUUCAAUACUAUCUCCUUGAUGACAUCAACACCUGGAAUCUUUAUGUUCACUAUUUUUGGUAGAAACUCCAUGUUUAGUUUGGUAGUCUCCAGACGAGUGUAUUUCAAAAAAUUUUUAACUGUGACUCACAAUAAAAAUAACUUAACAUUUGAUUCAUAAUGUGUGUGUGUCUGUGUGUGUGAGUGUUGGUGUAUGUAUGUGUGAAUGUAAAACCUUUAACUGAAAUGUUUCAUGAAGAAAUGCUUAGUUGCUAAGUUUGAUAGACUUUCAUCUCUGUGUCUCACUGUUGUAAAUGUUCUUCAGACUCACUAAAUCAUUUCCUGAUUCACAAACUAGGUUGCUAUUUAAGUUUGAAUAAUACUGCCACUGAUAAUACCUAAACUUCUACUGUAUUUGAGACUGUUUCUGAUUGAAAAAGGCUUUCUAACUAAAAUGUUCAUUGCUCACUCAGUAUCAUCUUGGCUGAUACUGGGCUGUAGUAGUGAGUUUGUAGAACAUCAUGAAUUUUAAAGAAUCUGUUGUAGAAUUGCAUUUAAGAAUGGCUUUCGCUUUAGUGAAAAACAAAUGGCUUCAAAUGUUUUUUAGAAAGCUCUGGCCUCUCGGGAUAUGAUGGGUUUUGGACCAGCAUUGGAUGCACUAAGGACCUACCUGACUUUAAUUGUUGUAUCCAGGAUGCUUCCUUGGCAAGGAUGCAGUGCAGGUCAAGUUGUUGUUGAAGAUGAGAGGGUAAGGGCAAGAAUAAUGUACUUGGUUUGUAGCAAGUGUUGAAACCUCAUCAAAUUUUAUGCUUUUAUAGUUUCUUGUUAUUUAACAUUGGGGGUUUCCCUUGGUGCUGAGAUGGUGCUAAGACACCUGAACCUUAGUGCAAUUGCAUUACAUUUCUUUUACGUUCCUGAGCACUAAUUAUAUACUUAAUACUUAAUUAUAUACUUAAUUACAUACUUAAUACCUUCAUGUUCGCCAGCCCCAUCAUUUUCACAGCUAGUAAUGAAUGCUGUGUUACUGUUUCAAAUACAGUUUAUGUUUGCGAUACAUAUAUAUGUUUAUUUUAAUCAGGACUCUCUAAUUGUGGAACACGUGGUAAAAGUACCUGUACAUGCAUAUAUCAUCAGUCCUUAUUUGCCAAAGCUAUCUCGAAUGACUUGAUUUCCUCUCUCUAUUCAUUUCUGUUUGCCAUACAAAUAUAACUAGUUUGGAGGACUUGUUCCUUAUUCCUGCCAUUAGUGCAGUAACUGUAUCUUUAUUGAGACAUGGAAAAGAUACCUGGAUUGUAGCAGUUGGAUUAACCAUGAAAAUGGUCUACAGUUUUGGUGGUCAAGAGUAGCUGUUUGAUUGAAUGUUUGUGUCUUAUUUAUAGUUCCUAGGGGAUUUUGUCUAUAACACAGUCCACUUAAGUAAAAGGGUACCAAAUCCCCAUUGCUUUGUCCUUCUUUUUUUUUUUUUUUUUUUUUUUUUUUUUUUUAACUCAUGUAUUUACAGUAAGAAAAAGAAUAAAGAUGUGACCUCACUGGUUGGUGCCCUAUCAGCAGUUGUGCUGUGUGAGCACUACCUGCCCUUGUGGAACAUUUCUACCUGCUGCUGUCACAGUAAUUCAUGCUGCUUGUUAAGUUCAGGGAGUUAUUUUGACAUUGGCACUUACUGAACUGUGCAAUCUGUCAUUAAAUGGAUGUAUAUGUAACAGAUUUUUGUAUUUUAUAUGCAACUUCAUAGAUCCUCUGCAAUAUGUACUUAGCUACCUAAGCAUGAAAUAGACUUACUGGAAAGAAAAAAACCUCACUCCCCAAAGAUAUUAAAUGGUAAAUAAAAGCUGCAUGACCUGGUGUUUUGAA
Messenger RNA from Mus musculus (house mouse), 13825 nucleotides. It is a transcript of the gene Ecpas, whose product is annotated as Ecm29 proteasome adaptor and scaffold. Gene Ontology annotation, molecular function: molecular adaptor activity; proteasome binding. Gene Ontology annotation, biological process: proteasome assembly; ERAD pathway. NCBI's taxonomy places the organism in Eukaryota, Metazoa, Chordata, Mammalia, Rodentia, Muridae. The coding region runs from base 5356 to 10878 and encodes 1840 amino acids. The transcript has 50 exons. The record is from RefSeq and is a predicted model, not a curated record. Gene Ontology annotation, cellular component: endoplasmic reticulum-Golgi intermediate compartment; late endosome; multivesicular body.